This is a messenger RNA of Folsomia candida, 844 nucleotides long. RefSeq lists its product as uncharacterized. Lineage: Eukaryota; Metazoa; Arthropoda; Collembola; Entomobryomorpha; Isotomidae. The coding region runs from base 117 to 626 and encodes 169 amino acids. The record is from RefSeq and is a predicted model, not a curated record. The transcript has 3 exons.
CUGAUAAGCGACCACAUACGCAACUGGUCACCCAGAUUAGUCAGUUAAUAGUUAUUUUCCUUAAACAUAACAUUAAAUAAUAAUACAUUUCCUCCUUUCCAAAUAUUUCCUCUACAAUGAAAAAAAUCACAUUUUUUGUAGGAUUUGUUCUACUCGCAACUAUCUGUUUCAGUGCAGCCGCAAUUGUCUUUAAUGUCCUAUCACAUGACCAUGUGUCCAACUCUAUCUGCAAUAGUUGGCCAGGAUCCGCCACGACGCCUCGUUACAUGUGGAGUUCUUGGUGGUGCAAAUGGUUCGAUAAGGUGGAAAAGUAUAGUGGUGCAGCGAUUGGAAUUGCGGCUUCACAAAUAGGAUUAACUUUGACGCUAUUGGUUGUGUGCUUAAUUUUACGGAAAAAUAUGACAAAACGACACCAUGCGUACCUCGGCUACAUAAUAUUUCAACUAUUCCUUUCAAUAGCUUUAAUUGUGGUGGUUCUCAUCCCAGCAACGGAUUUGUGGCCGGAUUCAUACACUGAGAUUGAUUGGGGGUGGGGAACCUCUUUGAUAUCCGUGGGAGGAUAUUUCUUUGCCAUCUUUAUACUACUUCUGCACAGGAAAAGGGAAAAAGCAGGAGAAUUUGUUUGAAGCUAUAAUUCAGCGAAAAAUAUUUACUUAGUCAUCUAAGAUGUAAUAAAAGUAAAUAACCUUUUAUUACUUAAUAUAUUAAAUACAUUAAAUUCCAAUAACUAAUUAUUUUGCAUUUUUGGUUAAAAACUGACGGCCUCUUUUUAAUCUUAAUACUACAGAUUUGUUUCACAGAUAUUAUUUACUUGCUAAUAAAUAUUAUUGGGAAAAAAUACAGC